GUGUUCGUCAUCCAGUCCUACUACAACAUCCUCUCCAUGACGAUGGGAAGUUUCUUCGUCAGGGGCAUAUCCGAAGUCGCCGAGAGCGUCGUCUCGGUGCGACGUCUCCAAAGGUUCCUCGAGUACGAAGAGUUCGACGCUCAGGACGGGCAGGUGCCGCAGCAGCCGCAGCAGCCGCAGCAGCCGCAGCAGCAGCAGAAGGGUCAGGUUAAUCCCGGGUUCGAGGGCGGGCCCGAGAGCGGCCAGCCCGCCGGGCCAAAGCAGCAGACCCGAGCCAACGGGGCCGGCGGCGCCAUUCAGGGCGGCAAUGCCGCGCCGAGGGAUGGCUCCGUUCUCCGAUUCACAGCCAUGCACGCCAAGUGGAGCCAGACGCAGUCCGACGACACGCUCAAGAACAUCGACCUGAGUUUGAACCACGGAGAGCUGCUCGCCGUCAUCGGACCCGUCGGAGCCGGCAAGUCGUCGCUGCUGCAGGCCGUGCUGGGCGAGCUCGCCACGACGGCCGGCGGGCUGGACGUGCGCGCCAAGGUGUCGUACGCGUGCCAGGAGCCCUGGCUCUUCGCCGCCUCCAUCCGGCGCAACAUCACGUUCGGCUCGCCCUUCGACCGCAAGCGCUACGAUCGGGUCGUCAAGGCGUGCGCGCUGCUCGCCGACUUCGCGCAGCUCCCGUUCGGCGACCUGACCCUCGUCGGGGAGCGAGGCUCGUCCCUGUCCGGCGGACAGCGGGCCCGUGUCAACCUUGCCAGGUAAGCAGUAGAGACGUCAAGGCACCUGGUUUGGUUUUUGUCUGAGCUUUUAGCCCCCCAAGCAUUGGAAAAGCAGAGGCGUUAAGUACCGUUUGAAUGGUCCAGCAAGACAUGUAGUUGAGUUGGACGCAUUUUGCACAGCGCUAAACCCUUAAGAAUGUUUGGAAGUGAAACUCAGCAGUUUCGAAAGGUGCUUUUAGCACUGACGAUAAUGAGAGGUGAUUCCUUAGAUUUCCCAGAAAGGAAAAUAUACCGCCCCAACAAGGGUGGUUCGUGAUGAAGUCACAGUGCAUCCGUGACCAUAUUGUGGCCACAUGGGAGACACGUAACAUCCACAUGUUACGGCCGCAGCUGCUUACCUUUACGAGCCUGGCCGACUGGAUAACGGGGCAGGUCCGGGUCAUUCGCACAGCGUGAUGAUGUCCUUCUCCACCUCGCUCGCGCCGAGCUUUCCUGAAAAGAACAAAAAAAAAAAAUAACAAUGGUACCUAGUUUUACUAUUGCUCUCGGCCAACUACCAGUCUUCUUGCUUUACAUGCGCACACUUAGCAUCGCUGUUUGUAGCACACCAGAUAUAGGCUUCCAGCGAAAAGCGAACGGCACAGCCUUGACAAUUGGAGCGACGAGAGAGUUGCAGACAGAGAAAUAAAACUUGCACACAGUACACGGCGGAAAAUUACAGGAUAGGCGCCGUCGUAAACAAGGCCAUAGAUUUCGCGAGUUUCAUGAGUUAAUAAAAGACAGCUAGCGCAGACGUGCACUGCAAAACCAGCACAACAAAACAUCCUUAGCAGAGGGUUAAGUAAGGGCGCCAUUUGCGAAACGCACAAACAUAUGACGGCAUGAAGUUAGAAGGUGCUGAUUGGUGUGUUGGUUCAAGAUCUGAUGGAGAAUAUAUCAUACGCAAUAAGAAGUGGACUGGCCGCGAUAAAUCUUGACUGAUGCUAAUUGGAUAAACGGGUGCGAUGAGUGGUGAGUCCACUGAUAAUGCUUGCUGGGCCGCGGACCUGAAGUCAUACCGUGUUGAAAGCCGGGACGUCCAAUCAUUACCCUCAAUAUGGCUGCGCCGAGAUGUUGUUGCGUCCUUUGUAACGACCAAUAGGUCAACACGCACGCUCUCUCUCUCUCUCGCUCACUUAGCCUCUCUCUCUGUUACACACUCACACACAGACACACAUAUACACACACACACACACACACGGCGGUGGUGGUCAUAACUCGAUGGCCUGCCUGCAGUUAUUUACAGACCGUGUUGGGUGAUUUACAGAGGUCGACAUCAUGCUUUUGCAGGGGAAGGGACGGGCAG
This is a messenger RNA of Frankliniella occidentalis (western flower thrips), 2052 nucleotides long. Its product is annotated as probable multidrug resistance-associated protein lethal(2)03659. The record is from RefSeq and is a predicted model, not a curated record. Gene Ontology annotation, biological process: transmembrane transport. Lineage: Eukaryota; Metazoa; Arthropoda; Insecta; Thysanoptera; Thripidae. Gene Ontology annotation, molecular function: ATPase-coupled transmembrane transporter activity; ATP binding; ATP hydrolysis activity. Gene Ontology annotation, cellular component: membrane.